Messenger RNA from Gadus chalcogrammus (walleye pollock), 2470 nucleotides. It is a transcript of the gene bsg, whose product is annotated as basigin. Gene Ontology annotation, molecular function: cell adhesion molecule binding. The transcript has 9 exons. Lineage: Eukaryota; Metazoa; Chordata; Actinopteri; Gadiformes; Gadidae. Bases 173 to 1348 code for a protein of 391 amino acids. Gene Ontology annotation, biological process: cell-cell adhesion. Gene Ontology annotation, cellular component: cell-cell junction. The record is from RefSeq and is a predicted model, not a curated record.
UACAUGGCGUGCGCGUGCAGUCCAACCACUAGAGGACAAGCGCCGCAGUCGACGGUGUGUCAGAGCAAGCCAGCCGCUGGAGUCGAUUAUAACCUUACAAUUCGACGAUUCACAAGAAACUGCGGUGUUGAAUCCAGUAUUACAGACUCCGGCGUAGAAGAGAGAAGUCACCAUGGGGCGUGUGUGGGGUUUGAUCGCCCUUUUGAUGUGCUUUUAUCGAGCUAACGCAUUGGCAGCAGGGUUCAUCAAGUGUCCCCUGUCCCUGACCAAGAUCGUCUCUGGCUGGGCGGAGCUGCACUGUGAGGUGGUGGGCUCUCCCCUCCCCGAGGUGCAGUGGUGGUUCAUAGAAGGCCACGAGCCCAACGAGACCUUCACUCAGUUGUUUGACGGCGCGCGGGACGACCGCGUGCGAGUGAACGCCACGUACCUCGCGCACAGCACGAGCACCAUCCAUCUCACUGACCUCGGCCUCCACGACACGGGCACCUACGAGUGUCGCGCCUCCAACGACCCCGACCGCAAUGAGCUGAAGAAGACGCCCAAAAUCAAGUGGAUCCGCUCACAGGCAAACGUUAUUGUGAUUGAAAGACCAAACAUCAUCGCUGAGCCCUUUGAAGUCGUCAACCAGACCUCCGCCGUCCUCCGCUGCAACCUCACCGAGACUACCCUCCCAGUCCAGGGCUCCCACUGGUUGUUGAACGGAAAGGUCCUCGAAAAUUCAAAGUCCACUGAACCCACUCCAUUCACUUCCCUUUCGUUGGAUAAGAUCACUACGCACUCCGGUGGGAAGUACGAGUGUGUGUUCCUGACCGACCCACCUGUGCAGCAGGCCGUCGAAGUCAAAACACCUCCUCACGUCGUCGCCUACAAACACUCUGAGAACGGCGACGAGAACGACAAGAUCCUGCUGACCUGUGUGAGCCACGGCUACCCUCUCCCCAGCGACUGGUCCUGGUCCAAGACCCAGGCAGACGGCUCACUGGUGCCCAUCGUCAACAACACGGCAGAAAAGUACGAGAUCAAGAGCACCCCCAACAAGACGACCCUGGCCAUAACGGCCCUGAGCAUUGAGCUGGACAAGGGGGAGUACGUGUGCACCGGGAUCAGCGACCUGGGGGCCACCAGCGACCGCAUCCAGCUGCGCGUCCGCAGCCGUCUGGCUGCCGUCUGGCCCUUCCUGGGCAUCGUGGUGGAGGUCAUCAUCCUGGUCACCAUCAUCUUCAUCUACGAGAAGAGGAGAAAGCCCGACGAGAUCCAAGACGAUGACGACUCAGGAUCUGCUCCCCUGAAGAGCAAUUCUGACACAAACCACAAGGAAAAGAAUGUCAGGCAAAGGAAUUCUAACUAGGAAGAAGAUGAAAGCGGGUGCCCAUCUGGAUGAAAACGAUCCAGGAUUUUAAAAGCAUUUGACGCAUACGUGGAUUAUUAUGUAGUGCUACCUGCAAUUUUUAAAAUUAAUUUCUGUGCUUGAGUGAUGUUGUGAAAAAUGGAAAGAUGAAUUGUUUUAAUAUAUAGCCCUAUAUAAAAUGCAGUCAGGGAACAUACUUCCACUUUGUUUUUGCCAUAGUUCAAAUAUUGCAUGCAUUUUAUUGCUGUUCUUGCUAAGUGUUUGUAGUGAAUAAACAAAAGUGGAAAGUUAUAUUUAUGGUUAUUUUAACGGUUAAUGCUUCCUAUAGUGACCCUCACAGUUUCAUACUCCGUACUACUGUAUCUGUGGGAUUGAAAGACCAACACUUGACUGGCAGCACCAAGCCCGGUUUUGAAAAGGGCCUGAUGUGUUUUUCAUCCAAGCAACACUGCCGUUUUCUUUUUUCAGCAAUAACCAAAACUCUCCUCACAUUUGUGUACUACCCUCACGCCAUGCAGAAACCACCCAUGGUAGUUCUAUAUUUUGCCUUAACAGAUUUUACUCUCUCCUGCUUUCCAAGAUCAUUUCGUUUUUUGUUUUCUAGUUGCGCUGUUUCAGUCACGUGUAUAAUUUAAUGCAUGUAUGAGUACAAUGAAUUCAAGCCGGCCAUGUUUUCUGCUGAUAUUAGUGCUCUGGUGAGAAGGUGAAAUAUUAGUGACCUGAACCUCAAGCAUUUGAUUUACUCGUGUUUUGGUUUGAUGCUUUCCCUGCCAUGUGCACACCCACAUUAACAACCCAUUAAGGACCAAGUGCAUGAUGUUUAACAUUUAUAAGUUAGAAAAUAACCAAAUCUAAAGUACAGAGUCUAACAGUUUGAUUCGAGAAAUGUAUCUUGACUAUCAGGAGUUUUCAGUGUUAUCCGAGAUGGCCAUGAACGGAAAUGUGCCAGUCUUUUGACUACUUAGUCAAUUCAGAAGCCAUACAAUGACUUGACCUGAAUUGUAUUAUGACUAAAUGUGUUUUAAACUUGGUAAGUAUGAAAGCUCUGGUCAAAUGUGUAAAUUGCCUAAUGCAAAUUGGACAAUAUUGGUUGAAACUUCAAUUUGAAUAAAAUACAUUUGA